AUGGAUAACAACAAAUACGAAUCCCCGCAAGGCCCGCCUCCCAAUUACCCUCAGGUCCACCACGACGCUGGCCCCGUUCAGUCCCCUCCUCCCGUUGCUUCGCCCCACCCAUACUACCAACAACAGCCCGCCAGCGCGGAUUACUACGGCGGCUAUCCACCUCAGCAACAGGGACCAGGAAGCGGGUACUACCAGCAACAGCAAGGAGGAUAUUACCCGCCCCAGCAAGGAUACUAUGGCGGCCAACAGCAGCCCAUGUACUACCAGCAAGGUCAGCCGCCGCAGGGCUACUAUGCGGAUAACCGGGGAAGUGGUGCGGCAGAAGGUAUCUGCGCAGGAUUGCUCGGUGCGCUGGCCUGCUGUUGCUGCUUGGACUUUUUCUUCUAA
This is a messenger RNA of Xylona heveae TC161, 387 nucleotides long. RefSeq lists its product as hypothetical. The record is from RefSeq and is a predicted model, not a curated record. Bases 1 to 387 code for a protein of 128 amino acids. The transcript is spliced from 2 exons. Lineage: Eukaryota; Fungi; Ascomycota; Xylonomycetes; Xylonales; Xylonaceae.